Messenger RNA from Ylistrum balloti, 783 nucleotides. RefSeq names its product RNA-binding protein PNO1-like. Gene Ontology annotation, molecular function: RNA binding. NCBI's taxonomy places the organism in Eukaryota, Metazoa, Mollusca, Bivalvia, Pectinida, Pectinidae. Gene Ontology annotation, cellular component: nucleolus. Bases 7 to 759 code for a protein of 250 amino acids. The record is from RefSeq and is a predicted model, not a curated record. The transcript is spliced from 7 exons.
GUGAAAAUGGCAGCAUCAACAGAGAGUGCCUCUUCACUUCAAACAGUUAAAUCAAGUGAAGAUGGAGACUUUAAACAAAUCAAACGAAGGCCAAAUAAGCGAAAACUACAAGAAGAAUCUUCUGAAUCACAACCACAGACGAUGGACACGACAGAAUCUCCACCUAAGCGACCACAUUUCCCACCCAUUAGUGGUGAUAAACUGACAGGAGGAAAAACUGACAUCAGAAAAAUACCUGUUCCAAACAAUCGUUAUACACCACUAAAAGAAAACUGGAUGAAAAUAUUCACACCAAUAGUGGAGCACUUACAUCUGCAGAUCAGGUUUAAUCUGAAAAGCAGAAAUGUAGAAAUCAAGUCAUGUAAAGAUACAAAGGAUAUAGGCGCUCUACAGAAAGCUGCUGACUUUGUCCGAGCAUUUUGUCUAGGUUAUGAAGUAGAUGAUGCUCUAGCACUUGUUAGAUUGGAUGAUCUCUACCUAGAGUCGUUUCAAGUUCAGGAUGUAAAGCCACUGAAAGGAGACCACCUGGCUCGAGCCAUAGGCAGAUUGGCCGGCAAGAAUGGAAAGACAAAGUUCACCAUAGAAAAUGUCACAAAGACGAGAAUUGUUUUAGCAAAUAAUCAUAUACACAUAUUAGGAUCCUUCCAGAAUAUUAAAAUUGCCAGAACAGCCAUAUGCAGUUUGAUAUUAGGAAGUCCCCCAUCUAAAGUGUAUGGAACAAUGCGGACAGUGGCAUCAAGAUCUGCUGAGAGAUUUUAAGUUAUUAAAUUCUGUUAAAAAGUA